GAGAGAGAGGGUUAAUCCAGAGUGGAGGAGGAGGAGAGGUGGAGCUGGGAAAGCACCAGAAGCGACAGACGAAGCUCACAUCUGAGCCGAGCGCAGUCAAGAGACGGAGGCAGCAGCGACUGACACACACACCUGCACACACACAGCAACAUCUGUGAGGGAGCAGCGAGGAGCGCGCUCAGUGCGGCCAGAGACAGCGCAGGGCAGCAGCAGAGCGGCGUGGUGGACGAGUGUGGAGCAGACGGGAUGCCGACCUCACUGAGAGUCUGAUCCCAGGAUCAAACUGAGGCGCUCUGAGCUCGCCAUCGUCACAGCAGCAGAGACUGAGUGCGGAAAGGAAACUCCCGGAGCGAGCAGAGCUGAAGAAGGACGCCCACGGAGCAGAUAUGGGAUGAAAGGAGGAGACAGGAAGUGAUUUCUGACUUUUCUGUGUGAUAAAUGGGACGACAGGGACAGGUGUUCUGACAUCGCAGCACACCUGGAUCACUGACAGAGGGAGUCUGUGCUGGGACGCCUCCACCUCACAUAACCCAUUUAGGCAUCUCCUCUCCUGGCGUCUGCCGGGUUGGCAGGUGGACAACAUUAACCGAGUUAGACCAAACAAACAGCCUGGAGGCACACUGAGCGCGCUCCACAGCCACGCUCUGAGAGGAGACGAUGAGAGGCUCAGAGUGAAGGACGCGCACAGACUCGUACACUAUGAGCAACAGCGAGCUUCCUCCGCCUGCUCUGUUUAUGUGUCGACCAUGUUACGCCAAAAUGAGAUGAAUCGCGGCGCACGAAGGAUGUGAACAGCAAACUGAGGCUCUUUCAAAGUAAGGGACACACGCUGGUGGCAUCAUGUCGCACGUCGGUGGUCACACGGAAUUCCUGCAGGCUGUGGACUCUCCGACAGCGUGGCGGGCUGCUGUGCUGCUGUUGGUGUGCCUGCAGCUGCACCGGCCGAGCCCCGUACACGCUGCCGUCACCUCGUCUCGGGGCUCCUAUCGGGCGGGCGGCUGCAUUUGCGCCGCAGACAUCUUCAGCUGCACCACCCUGACUCUGAGACACGUUCCCGGAGAAAUGCCGGUUUCCACCGUCACCCUGGACCUCAGCCACAACCACAUCACGCAGCUGGAGGACGGCGCCUUCCAAGGACUUCUUCAACUGGAGACGUUACGUUUGGCCCACAACCAGCUGACAGCGAUCAUGCCGGGAGCGUUCAGAAACUCGUCCGGGGCUCAGCUCCGAAACAUGGACCUGUCAUCCAAUCAUCUUUGUGUUCUGGAGGAGCAUUACUUCCAGGAGCUGUCAGGGUUGGAGGAGCUGCUGCUGUUUAAUAACCGGAUCUCGCGGGUGGAGGGCAGACCUCUGGCUGGACUGACAAACUUGCGCAAGGCUUAUCUGAGCCACAACCGCCUCACAGACUUCCCCUUCUUUUCCAUUCAGAAGCACAGCCACCCCCACCUGUCAUUGCUGGACCUGUCCUCAAACCGCCUGUCCAAACUGCCCCUGGAGGACAUUUUGGCCCUGCCCCAUUCGCUGCAGAAGGGGCUCUACCUGCACAACAACUCGCUGUGGUGCGAGUGCCCCAUGUACAGCCUGUUCCGGUCCUGGGAGCAGCAGGAGUUUGAGUCGCUGCUUUUCUUCAGGCAGGAGCACGUCUGUCUGGUUUACGGGAACCCGAGAGGCACUGUGCGCUUCCUCCAGCAUGGACGCUACCUGGAGAAGUGCAACCUGAGUGCCGUGACCCAGAAGAGGAGUGUUACUGUGACGGCGGGGAAAGCGCUGCUGCUGCACUGUGCCACCACUCUCUCCGGCCACGCCAUCACUUUCCUCUGGGUGUCGCCAAGCUUGGAGUCGGUGCUGCCCCCGGGGAAUAAUGGGUCCUUAAAGAUGUUCUCCAACGGCAGCCUGGAGAUCAUGGCGGCACGCGAGAAGGACACCGGGAUCUACUGGUGUCUGGCGGAGGACCGGCAGCAUCACCGCAACGACACAUGGGAGGUCAACGUCACGGUGUUGGCGGAUAGCAACGACCCCCAGGAGCCGUUCAACACGGGCUUCACCACCCUCCUGGGCUGCGUGGUGAGCCUGGUGCUGGUGCUCAUGUACCUCUACCUGACGCCUUGCCGCUGCCCUCCCUGUCUGAAAGCCCCGCCCCCGGCCACGGCCACCCCAAGUCUGGGAAACGAGGCUGGGGCGGGCAGCGCCCAGUCCUCCAUCCUCACCCCCACCCCGCCGGCCAGCACGGAGGGCCCGGGCCGCAAGGUCAGUACCAACAAGCAUGUGGUGUUUCUGGAGCCAAUCAGAGAGCAGCAAAAUGGCAGGCUGAGGGCAGGGCCGGGACACCUGGGGCCAGGGUUACUGCUAGGGGCAGAGCAACAGCCACGGCACAGGGCGGGGGAGACAGACUCCAUUAUGUCUGUCUUCUCAGACACGCCCAUCAUGAUGCCAUAGCAACGCACCACCCCCACUCCCCUCUCACUCCCCCUCACCUCCUCCUCCACCUGAGCACAACUCCGGCAUGGACCCACAGGCCACGGCGAGGCUUUCAUCCAAAACAUCCAAGUGCAAUUUCACAGAUUGAUACUGUUAACCAGAGCAGACGAGCCCGCCGCACCCAACCAGCGCACCGUGACGGGCCGCAGAGUUCAAACCAAAGAUAGCAUGACGGGGGGCGAGGACGGACUGCACCCGAGCGCACGGCUGUCCCUUUAAGCACGGCUUGUACCUUUAACAAACGUUUACGAUGCCUUGUUGUCUCGCUCAGAGGUGAGAGACCUUUUGUAGAGCCUUUCAGCUUCUUUCUGUUCGUAGAGCCAGUCGCACUGUAGCCCUGUCACCGCGUGACGCCACAGAAGAGCAGCUUUUAGCCAGUAAAAAUAGAAACUGCCCCUCCUCCUCGUCUCCCUCCACUCUGGAGUUCAGUUACUGUCAUCAUCAGUCAGAUCACGAAUUAUAGAGAUGAAUAAAUAAAAACAUCAGCUGGAAUGAUUCAUUCAGGGGGCGGGGCCAUUGUUGGAACUUUGUGAAACUUGUUUUGCCUCAGUCAUGUGAUUACCGACAGGCCAAUCAGCACAGACGUGUUUCUGUUAUUGUCCUCACUGUAUUCACUGCUCCUCCUCCUCCUGUGUGUCGUCCUCUCUGCAUCUGUGUUAAUAAACCCGAGUAUCUGCACCGCCCA
This is a messenger RNA of Pundamilia nyererei, 3163 nucleotides long. It is a transcript of the gene amigo3, whose product is annotated as adhesion molecule with Ig-like domain 3. Gene Ontology annotation, molecular function: protein binding. The transcript has a single exon. The record is from RefSeq and is a predicted model, not a curated record. Lineage: Eukaryota; Metazoa; Chordata; Actinopteri; Cichliformes; Cichlidae. Gene Ontology annotation, biological process: brain development. Gene Ontology annotation, cellular component: membrane. Bases 841 to 2436 code for a protein of 531 amino acids.